This is a messenger RNA of Emericellopsis atlantica, 1668 nucleotides long. Its product is annotated as Alpha/beta knot methyltransferase. Gene Ontology annotation, molecular function: RNA binding; RNA methyltransferase activity. The record is from RefSeq and is a predicted model, not a curated record. The transcript is spliced from 3 exons. Gene Ontology annotation, biological process: rRNA methylation. Lineage: Eukaryota; Fungi; Ascomycota; Sordariomycetes; Hypocreales; Bionectriaceae. Gene Ontology annotation, cellular component: mitochondrion. The coding region runs from base 1 to 1668 and encodes 555 amino acids.
AUGAUAAGAGCACUCAAGCUACAGACUCCGGGUCUCAAUCGACCGAUUCUCCAGUCACAUUCUCCUUCGUUGUCUAAGAUCUUCACCCGAGACGCCAGCUUAUCGGCUAUUCAUCGCGGCCUUCGCCAGUCCGAACGAGCAGAGUAUGGCGAAGCUCGAGAGCGUGCUCCGGCCCAUGCGCGCGCGCGAUCCGAGAUCCAGUCUCUUACACAGAAGGCCUUGGAUGGGGCGGGUUCCAAGAGACAGCAGGCAAAGCUGCUGUCCAAGUUGAAGAAAAAGCAGGAUGAGGUCGAUGGCACAGGCAAAAAGACGCGUAGGAAAAGGUUCCACGAUGAGACGACGGAUUUUGGCAAGAACAGCUUGGUAUAUCAGUUGAAGCAUGGGCAUUUGCAAGGACUCAAGGAUACCAUCGAUCCGCCAGUCAAGCCUCGGGGCACGCGAAUGACCAACGACGAUUUCAAACAGCGAAUGGACAACACCUCUGACGAAGUCUCUGCUACUGGGCGAUCCUUUCAACGACGUGAUGGCCGACCCGCCCGCAAUGUCGACACAUCCGACGACAGGGACACCCGUCCCACCCGCCACGAGCCUGAAGAUGGCGUAUUUCGACCUGCGCCGCGCGAACGGAGACACAACAUGAUGCCACUCCAAGUGAAAUACACGACCGCCGCCUCCCAGUUCCUCUACGGAACGUCUGUCGUCAAAUCAGCCCUCGACCAAGGUCAGCGAAAACUGUACAACCUCUACAUCUAUGGCGGUGAGAAUCGUCGCCAGACGUGGGAGACUGUCAGGAUCAAGAACCUUGCCAGGCAGAAGAACGUGCCCAUCACAAUAGUUCCCGCCGAGGAUCAGCGAUUGAUGGACAAAAUGAGCCAGGGCAGACCACACAACGGCUUCGUACUGGAGACCAGCCCACUGCCCACGAGGAAGGUGGCAUCCCUCGGUGCUCUCGAGGAGAGACCCGAUAAGCUAGGCUUCCAUGUCGAGCUCGGGUAUCAGAGUAAAGAGGAGGACAAGGUGAAUGGUUCGGACACAUUUGUCCCAAGGAGGAGUGCGGUCACGGCUCGGCCUCUUGUGCUCUUCCUCAACGAGGUCGUCGACCCAGGCAACCUAGGCGCCAUCAUCCGCACAGCGAGCUACCUCGGUGUGGACGCCGUCGGCAUCUCGUCCUCUGGAUCCUCGGAUCUCACUCCCGUUGUGCAAAAGUCAGGCGCCGGGGCCAUUGAAGAGAUGACAAUCUUCAAAGUCGACAAUGCCGAGUCAUUCCUCCGCGACUCGAGCAACGCGGGUUGGAAGACGUAUGCUGCAGUACCACCCAUCGACAACAGACUCGCUCGCCAGAAUCGCGAGAGGAUCAUCACGACGGACGACGUCGAGCGCAGCAGCCCCGUCUCACAACACCCGUGCGUGAUCGUGCUUGGCAACGAAGGCAUCGGACUGCCGAAGCCAGUCAAGGCUGCAUGCACGCACUGGGUGUCUAUUCCCAAGUUCAUGCAGGAAACGUGCGUGGACAGUUUGAACGUCAGUGUCGCAGCGGGUCUUCUUGUACACUCCUUUGUGAAGAAGCCCUUAUCCUCGGACGUUGCUCGGGAGGAGGCUGCAGAGCAUGAGUGUGAAGAUGAAGCUGGCGACGAGGUUGCUGAGCCUCAGGGGGAGAAGAUGUUCUAA